Molecule: messenger RNA, 953 nt
Organism: Macroventuria anomochaeta
Lineage: Eukaryota; Fungi; Ascomycota; Dothideomycetes; Pleosporales; Didymellaceae
Exons: 2
Coding region: 371-922 (183 amino acids)
Source: RefSeq, a predicted model, not a curated record
GUUGUAUUAAUCAACUCACUUUAUUACAUAUCUUCCCCUAUAACAAACUCCUACUAUCUACUCUUCUCACACACGCAAAUAUACACUAUGAAAACCUCGGCAACUAUCCUUAUUAUGGCAGCUUUGCCUACUGUUUUUGUCACGGUUUGGGGUGCUCCUGCCUGUCGUACCUCACCUGUCAUGAGAGUGACUGCCAUGUCACACUAGCGUUGUUUACAGCUACUCACCUAUAUAUACUGUUUGUAGCUUCACCCAAUACAACCUCAGUACAAUCUUCGAAUUCUUCCCUUUGCGUACAGUUCUUCACUGAACUCUGACAGUUUUCUCCCUCCCAGCACAAUCACCAAUCGAUAUUGGUAGGUCUGUCAACAUGGUCCGUCACGAGGUCACCACAUCAGAAGGAAGAAGCAUAACCUUUCACGUACACGACUCCCUGGUGCCUAGUUCCAAUCUAGAGAAACGUGUUAAUAUCCCAUCCCUUUCACCCGACCAAUUUAGUGGAGACGCAUGUGGCGCCAGCACUUUCAAGCAAACAAGCACUGGUUUCAUGAGCCUUAUGAGCAGUCAGGACUGCACCGACCUUGUUAGUGGCGUCCAUAGCCAAUAUUCCUCUGGAGGUCACUGGUGCCUCACCGAUGGGUAUGGCGGAAGUGCCUCUCGUUGGAUCGAGUUAGCGAGCAGCGGGACAUGUCACAUCUACAUCGACAGACACAACUUCCCUGACCCUUCUAUCGCCGAUUGCAUAGACGUUGGUACGUUCGAUUUGGAGGAUCUGGUCCGAUCCACGAUGUCUAUGUUCAAAGUGAAACUUGCCACUCCGGCGACAGCCAUACCGCAGGUCUAUCCAGCUCAGGGUACUAUGAAAUGCAACCCGUCGCCUAGAAGGUUCGUAACAUGGGCGAUUCAAAAUGGCUCCCCGUAGAGUCAGGGUUAAAGCUCAACAGAGUGCUUAC